UCCUUUAGACUACAACUCCCGACGGGCUGAGCGCCUGGCAGCCGCCCUGUCGGAUAUCCCGGAGGAAGGCAGAAUAGAGUCGGGGGGCCAAAGAAGCUUCCCGGGGGCUCUGCGGGCAGCAGCAGCAGGAGGAGGAGGGGGACUCGGGAGCCAUCAUGAUCCGCUUUAUCCUGAUUCAGAACCGGGCUGGCAAAACCCGCCUGGCCAAGUGGUACAUGCAGUUUGACGAUGACGAGAAGCAAAAGCUGAUUGAGGAAGUGCAUGCCGUGGUUACCGUCCGAGAUGCCAAGCACACUAAUUUUGUGGAGUUCCGAAACUUCAAGAUCAUCUACCGACGUUACGCGGGGCUGUACUUCUGCAUUUGUGUGGACGUGAACGACAACAAUUUAGCUUACCUUGAGGCCAUUCACAACUUUGUGGAGGUUUUGAACGAGUAUUUUCACAACGUCUGCGAGCUAGACCUGGUCUUCAACUUCUACAAGGUUUACACGGUGGUGGACGAGAUGUUCCUCGCUGGGGAAAUCCGGGAAACCAGCCAGACGAAGGUGUUGAAGCAGCUCCUGAUGCUGCAGUCGUUGGAAUGAUUUUGGGGGGGGGUCUCAUCCGCCACCUCAUUGGGGUCCUUUUCUUCCUCUGACCCUGCCGCUUCCUGCCAGCCCCACCUCUCCUCCUCUCCAGUGCCCCGAAUCACAGACUUGCUCGCCCCAUAACCCAGAGCUGAAGGCUGGCAGGGAGCAAGCAUUUGGGGAAGGGGUGUUUCUUCUGUUGUUCCCCCUCCCUGCCUGGAAAGUGGGGUGCCUGUGGAAGAGGGAGAGCUGGCAAGUUAGGGCUGGGUCGCCUCUUUGGUCAAAAGGGGAGGGGGAUUUGAAGAGAAGAAAGCUCCUAUCCUUCCCUCCCUCCCUCUCUCCCACCCACCCACUCAUUCUUGCCAGUUGAUCUCCCACUGCUCUCCACUCUCCGUGUGGCUGGUCUGCUGCCCCUUCCCCAUCUGGCCAUCCAUGUCAAUAUGUUGUGCUGCAUCUGCAGAAGAGGGACCAUGUCUCUGUGCAUGUGUGAGUGUGUGUGUGUGUGUGUGUGAGUACAGGCACCUGUAACAAGUGGAUUUGAGCGAUUCAACUGCCAGUAAAGUGAUGUCUCGAAAUAAACCAUCCAACACUGAAAAAAGAGAA
Molecule: messenger RNA, 1169 nt
Organism: Pantherophis guttatus
Lineage: Eukaryota; Metazoa; Chordata; Lepidosauria; Squamata; Colubridae
Gene: AP2S1
Product: adaptor related protein complex 2 subunit sigma 1
Biological process (GO): clathrin-dependent endocytosis; intracellular protein transport
Cellular component (GO): membrane coat; AP-2 adaptor complex
Molecular function (GO): clathrin-cargo adaptor activity
Source: RefSeq, a predicted model, not a curated record